AUGGCUCUGAACACGAACGAGAAAGCCAUGGAACGAGGCGCUUCGCCACUUGGCGACAAUGAUUCUGAUGCAGCGCUGCUGGUACUUCCAAUGGACUCUGGCAUGUCAAUCGCGACUGGCUACGCGGACAGCGAGAAAACUGCUGUAGUACAGCCACAGCCCGCCAUCAUAGCAGUCCAACCUGCACCAGUCAUACAGCCAGCAUACGCAGCAGCAUCGGUCACGCCGUUGAGGCACUUGAAGAGAGAGCCUGCACAUGUGGACUGCCCGCACUGCCAUGAGCGGCGACUGACCAGAGUGACCAAGUACAAAGAAGAUGCAGUCGGCGAUUGCUUCGUGGUGACUGCAUCAGUAUGCGGAUUCUACUGCGUUCCCACUCUGCCCAUCUACACGGCUGCCAAGCACGGUGUCGUUGGCUUCGUCCGAAGCUACGGAAAGCAUCUCCCAGCAGAGGGUAUCUCAUUGAACGCGAUUUGUCCAAACGUCGUCCGCACGAGCAUAUCAACAGAGACCUUUUACAGCGAUAUGCAGGCUAGGAAAUUGCUCGUGCCCAUGGAGACCGUUGUCCAGGCAUUCGAAAGAUGUUUAGACGCUGACAUCUCUGGGGAGACGCUGGAGAUCGAGACGCGCAGCGGCAUUACCCACCGCUCAGCUCCUGAACCAUUCGACCAGGAUGCAGCUGAUACUCUGGCGUUGCUGCAUGUUCGUGGUUCGCCGCUACAUGCGCAGGAACAAGUAGACAAUUAG
Messenger RNA from Fulvia fulva, 747 nucleotides. Its product is annotated as Short-chain dehydrogenase/reductase prx7. Gene Ontology annotation, molecular function: oxidoreductase activity, acting on the CH-OH group of donors, NAD or NADP as acceptor. Gene Ontology annotation, cellular component: cytoplasm. NCBI's taxonomy places the organism in Eukaryota, Fungi, Ascomycota, Dothideomycetes, Mycosphaerellales, Mycosphaerellaceae. The record is from RefSeq and is a predicted model, not a curated record. The transcript is spliced from 5 exons. The coding region runs from base 1 to 747 and encodes 248 amino acids.